Messenger RNA from Hyaloscypha bicolor E, 1947 nucleotides. RefSeq lists its product as uncharacterized. Lineage: Eukaryota; Fungi; Ascomycota; Leotiomycetes; Helotiales; Hyaloscyphaceae. The record is from RefSeq and is a predicted model, not a curated record. Bases 303 to 1649 code for a protein of 448 amino acids. The transcript is spliced from 2 exons.
GCGAUUUCCCCUCAUAAACAUCACCCUUCCCUUCGUUCUUCUAUACAUGCAACCCAGCAACAACACAGGGACUGCGCAAGGCUGAAUGUCACCCUCGCAGCCUCAUUAGCCAACUCGGGACCUGUGUUGCACUCUAGGACCUUGGCAAAAGCCGUGGCGACUUGGCCCGCCUUUUCACUGGUCGGCUCGACCCCCAGCCAAGUCUUGGCAUUCCUCCUCUCACCCGACGGAAUCACAAGGCUGCAGCGAUUCAACAACCUUGGCUUGGCUUGGCUUGGCUAAACAUCACCUAAGCCGUUUGGAUGUUUGCAGGUGCUGGUUCGAUGCCCGCUUUGAGAAAGCGCCUCGGGGCGUCGAUUGUGUUGACGCUGCUGUCGCUUGUUACAAUUGUCCUUCUGCUUCCUACUUCGAGGGUGAGCACGCGAUUACAGAAGAUUGCCCUUGGUACCACGAUCGAUGGGUCAUUAUGGAGUUGGAGCUCAAGUUAUGAAGAGGUAGAGGAGGAUCUUGGCGGAGAGGGAACUAGAUUGGUGAUAUUCGGUGAUUCGUGGGUUGAUGAUACAAUUGAAAAUGGGCAGGGCGGGAAAGGGAAAAGCUGGGCUGAUUAUUUGUGCGAAGAGAUAAACUGUACCUCUCGUCUUAACUUCGCUGCGUCCCAACCUUUUGAAUCCUGGCCUUCAUUUCCGCCAACAGGGGUCAUGACAUCGAAUUCAAUUCACGAAGCCACGAUCUCGAAGUCUAAAUACACCAUCGCUUUAGAAAUCGCCGAAUUAUCACUUCUACCCGACCUAGCUACUCAAAUCCAGUCAUACAUAGCUCUCCCACUACCAACACAGCGGCCGACCGAAACUAUAUUCGUGCUUUCAUUCGGGUUUUGGGAUGUUUACGACUUCUCUAGGCUUGAUUACCCCAUUGGGCAAAAUGGUACAGACAACUCAAUCAAGGAAAUCUUCAAGCAACUAGAUAUCCUAUAUAACCACUUCACUACCAACCUCUACUCCGCAAACACUACAGAUCACAGGGAGACCACAGCACCCUCGUUCCGAGUCAUAAUACCGAGACUCUUCGACCCUACGCUGCUCCCAGGAUGGCUCACGCUUCGCCCUUCUCCUCCAUCUCCGAGCAGCGUAGCAGAGCAACAAAAAAACGCCGUCUACCUCACCGAACGCUGGAACAACAUCAUGGUGAACCAAGUCGCGCAAUGGGUCGUCACCCCGCCUCCACCAGCUCCUCAAAAAUUUGAACAAAGCCCAUCAGACGAAGACAUCCGCAACAACAGCGAGCCUUUCCAGCCCACAGAAGAAGACCGAAUAAUUCAAAAAGAUGUCUUUUACUACGACCUCCCCAAACUCCUUCUCGAUAUUAUUAUCGAACACCAGCUCGAAGAUGAAGGACUCUCCGAUGCAUCUGGUCUCGGAAAGGGAGAGAGCCUAUUUGAAAGCGUAUACCAACCCUGCGUGCAUGAGGCAGAGGGUGACGACACAGACGGCCUGAUCGAUCUUAACGGGAUGCUAGUCUGUAAAGGGCCGGAAGACUACCUUUUCUGGGAUUCGUUUAACCUUGGGCCUGCGGUGAAGGGAAUGAUUGGGAAAGAGAUUGGGGACAUGGUUAGGGGGAAUAAGACGUUGAGGAAUCAGUGGGAGCAUUGAGAGAUGUUGCAUGUAGCAUUUGAUGGGAUUAAAGAACGUGGGAAUGGGUAGGCAUUUGUGGAGUUUUGGAAUAGCGAGCAAGGUUUCCUGGCGUUUGAGUCGCAUUUAGGAGAUACCAAAGAUGUUGUAAGAAAUGGAUAUAUAGAAGGAUGUCGUACAGUGUCGUCUAAAAGUUUCCUCUUGAAACCCUGUGUGAUGUGGUAGAUUCUCUUGUGAGCACUUGCAACCAUAAAAUUAGAUAGCCAAAUCGGUAGCAUUGGUACCGGCCAAAGAGACAUGCUCCGUCCCUCCCAUGGCC